This is a messenger RNA of Harpegnathos saltator (Jerdon's jumping ant), 7310 nucleotides long. RefSeq names its product Rho guanine nucleotide exchange factor at 64C (gene RhoGEF64C). NCBI's taxonomy places the organism in Eukaryota, Metazoa, Arthropoda, Insecta, Hymenoptera, Formicidae. The coding region runs from base 518 to 6151 and encodes 1877 amino acids. The record is from RefSeq and is a predicted model, not a curated record. Gene Ontology annotation, biological process: positive regulation of Rho protein signal transduction. Gene Ontology annotation, molecular function: guanyl-nucleotide exchange factor activity. The transcript is spliced from 14 exons.
CGACGUUCGACCCGCUCGGUUCAUCGCGCUCGUCGGCUCCAUUCGUAGUCUUUCUCUCAGCAUCCUCGGCUCGGCUCGGCUCGGCUCGAUUCGUCAUGAUCGACGUCACGUGACGCUUUUCGCAUUUCUGAAAAAAACACAGCGGAGGAAAAACAGAAAGCCGAGAAAAACGCGGGGCAGGACAUUUUGGCCGAUUUGUCGUGUCCAGUUCGCUUUUCCUCGUCCUCGCGAGCGGAAGUGACGGAGACGAAUUGUGCGAUUACGCGGUGACACAAGCGCGUAUCGCGAACCGCGCGAUCGCGAGGUCUCGCGAGUUCCGCAAAUCGCGCUUUGGUGGUGAAGAGUUUUGCUUGUAUUUGUCGUUUCUUGAUUGUGCCAUGACAUUCUGGAUAUGAUACCGGAUGGAUUAAGCCAUCAUCGGAGACUCGCCACGACCUGAGGAUGCGAGGUUGCGCGGAGGACAGGAGGGCGCGGACUGGUGUUGCGAAGACGCUGAGGUCUGCGACCGUCGCGGGAAAUGACCAUGACGAGCGUGGCUGUCGCCCCGGGUAGCCUCGGCGCACCACCAGCUAUGCUCAGCCCGAAGAUGUAUCACCUGCAGCAAGGUCUCAGCCCGACGUCCGGCUCGCCCACCUCCGGCAAGAACUACGACACCCUGAGCAAGGGCAAGAAGUCGUGGAGCGUGCGGCUGGGUCUGUCGCGGCAGCACCAUAGCCCGGAUGAUUCCGCCAAGGGUUGGGGCACCAUAAGCGGCGGCAGUGUGCUCUCCCGCCAGAUGAUCUACGGCGAGCCGUGGCUGUACGGCACGGUGCGAUCGUCAUCGUCGUCGUCGUCGCACUCCCCACACGAGCCGCGGCCGUUCCUCACGCCACCGCCGCCGCCGGGCGCGCCGUUGCUCGUGGUAUGUUCCUGCCCGGAGUUCCUCGCCGGCACCGUCAGGAAGCUCGGUAGCUGCCGCAAGUGCGGCGGCCACCGGCUGGCCGGGGUGCCGUUCGGCGGCACUUGCCGCUUGCCGCCGUCCUCGAGGAGCAGACCCAGCCUCGCCGGCGUGCUGAGGGCCCCGAUCGACGAUCCUUACGACCAGAUGCGGCGGAACCGGCUGGUGGAGCCGAGGUCGCGGGCGCGCAGCAUCUCACCGCACCGGUCGUCGACGCAGCGCGACUCCCGGAGCCAGAGUGUGAUCGCGCGUGCCGCGAAGGAGCGGAAGGGCAGCGCGACUGCAGCCGAAGGCACCACGUCGUCUUCGAGGUCCGAAUGGUUCGACAAGCAGCCGCCGGGCACGGCGGGCUACGACGACACCGCCGCGACGGCCAACGUGCGCAAAUCGCGACCCGGUUUCACCGGCGGUGCGUCCUCGGACGACUGGCUGAGGGACGAGGCGACCGCGGCGGAGAGCCACUCGCGGACUCAUUCUAACGCGACGCCGGCCGCGAGGCUGGCGCGUGUCCCGAAGAAGCCGGCGAGGGACGCGAGGAAGCAGUGGCUGGAUGCCGGCGGUCAGCAAACGUCGGAGGCGGCGAGUCAGCGGCGGAGCGGCCAGGACGGCGGCCAGUGGAAGGACGGGACGACGACGACGGCGACGGCGACGUCGACGUCGUCGACGACGUCGACGUCGGUUACCGACUCCCGUAGGAGUAUCCUCGAGUGCGACGUGAAUCCAUAUCUGUUGCUGAAGAAGCAGAAGGACGAGGAUGACUUGAGCGAUGACCUGUCGGACAAUGCUCUGGAGCAGGACGACCAUCGUGCGCUGUCCAGCCUGUUCGACCCGUCCAAGGUGAAGUCCAUCGAGAGGAUACCGAACAGAAACGCCGUGGCGGCGAUCGGCGGUCAACGGAUCCGUGUGUUCAGCGAACCGCGGGAGAUCUCGGACGACGACGACGUGGAGGUGCCAGCGGUCACCAGGAUCCCGAUACCGAAGGUCUCACCGAAGAGACCGCCGAGACGGCUGAAGGAGGCUCGGCAGACGCUCAAGAGCAUCCUCAAGCGCGGUCGCGUGAUGGAGAGCAAACGGAAGAACGUCCUGUUCAACGUCGACAACGUGAUCUUCGCACCGGAGAAGCCGUCGGAGGCGACACGGCUGUCGUGGAGCCGGCUGGGCAGGAUCGCUGGUCGCGACUCCGUCAAGGAGCAGCGAAACAAUAACGAGCAACAGACUAAGCAAGAGAAAGAGGAAGCGGAAGAAGAGGAAGAGGAGGAGGAAGCGCCGAUCGUGCCACAGGAGCAGCAAGAGAAGCACAACUUCAUCACGAUCCCAAACAUCAGGGAUCCGAAGGUCGACAGGAUCCGGCUGAAGGAGCCGAGGAUCGUGCCGGAAGUGAAGCUCGCGCCACCCGGUCCCGACAGGAUCAAGAUAGACAAGUUUAUGCCGUCCAGGAAGCCCGAUCGCCCCGUAUCCAAGAAGCGGGAGAACGACGGCGCGGAGCAACGCGCGCGGCAGGUCGCUGAGACGCGUCCGUUCUCCGAGAACUUGUCGUCCUGCCCGAAGAUCAACAGCGGCGGCGCGGGGCAGCGGAGGGUAUCGCCGGAAGAGCAGAAGAGGAGAUUACCUCCGGAGGAGGAGAGGAUCAUCAGGCCCGAGGACGAGACCGAGCUGGAGAUCGAGAUCGAGGAACUGAAGGAUCGUCUGCCGUGCGUCGCCGUCGACGAGAAGGACUUGAUCUCAAAGUCCGAAGAGAACACGAGGAAAUCCCUGUUGACGCGAAGCCAAAGCGACCGGUCGUUCAGCCGACCGGAGGUCUCGGCGGCCGACGUGCUGUUCUCGGACACGAUGCGCCUCAGCCUGUGCAAGAAGAUGAAGGAGCCGUCGUCCGCCUGUACUACGCCCACGUGCGCGGUCACGCGCGAGGACGCCGACGAGGAAGGCUCGAGAAAGGACGAGACCGAGGAAGAAGAAGAGGAGGAAGAAGAAGAAGAGACGAGCGUCACCGGCGGGCUCAAGGGGUUCGAGCGCGAGGUCGAGGCGAGCAAGAACGUUAAGGAGGGCCCUGAGAAGAGCAACGUCGAGAAAGAGGCGGAGCCGCCGCCGCCGCCGCCGCCGCUGCCGCCGCCGGACGCGCGCAGCGAUAUUUCCGAUACCGGCAACGAGCACUUCCGCACGAUGAGACCCACGAGCUGGUCCCCGCCGCCAGGUAGGCAACGGCAUCGCUUCAAGAUCAGCGACUCCGCGCUGCUGGACCUGGACGAGAGCAACGGCUCGGUCAGGGAUCACCGCAGGACCAUCUCGUCGGCGUCGACCGCCUCGUGGAACUCGAGCAGCUCGUACGGUUCGUCGAAGAUCGAGAUCGGCUCGCCUGAGAGCAACGUCUGCAAGAUCACGGUGAGCCCGCUCUCGUCGCCGCUCGUCCACCGUCUGCAGAUCGGGCCGGAUUCCGGCACGAGGACCGCCCGAAGAACGUCCAUCCUGAUCAACGGCGAUCAUCAGAGCGCGACGAGCGUAGAAGCGCCGCAGCCCGGCAAUAAGGUGACCAUCAGCGUCGGCGGCGAGGACAGCGUGUGCAAUCCGACGGUGAUCUCCGUGAACUCGGAGAACCCGCCGAAGAUCCAGAGCUCCGGCGAGAACCGGACCCUGGUGAUACUCGAGAAUUACAGAUCGAACAUCGUGGUGGAGUCCUCGGCGGCCGAGGACUCGCGCUUCAGGUCGGUGGCGAAGGAUAAUCACGUGGCGGCCGAGGAUGGUUUCGAGACGAGCUCCAAGACGAGCGACGAGGCACCCUCGACGCCCAGCGAGGAGACCCCGCCGUGUCACAUGGAGCAGCCGUGUCCGAUGAACCUGGAGAAGCAGAAGUUGAGCGUCGAGAUCAAGUCGACCAGCAGCAGCAGCCAGUCGUCGAGGCUGUACACGAGCGACGAGAGAACGUCGCGGACGGAGUCCAAGAUGCGGCUCAAGGACGUUGAGGGUUCUUCGUCCAAGCUGUCGGGUUUGUCGAAAGAGGAACUCAUCUCCAAGCUGCUCGAAGAUUCCUUGCGGAAAGCUCGUGAGAACGGCGAGAUCCUCGACGAAGAUAGCGGCGAGGCGAUUUUGAAGAUCUUGAAGCAAAGUCUGCUGAAGAGCAAAGAGUACGAAAGCUCCGAGUCCACCGUUGAGGCCAACUACUCCAGGUCGUCCAGCUUGAACUCGGACGGCGACUUCAUCUCCACGAAUCUCUUCCUCGAGGAGAAUCCUUACGAGGUGAUCAAGGAGCCGAUCUAUGAGGAGAUACCAGACGAGCCGCCGCCGUUGCCACUGAGCCCACCGCCCACGGAGGAUUACAUCAAGGACAGGAUCUACUUCGGUGACGUUGAUUACUACAAGAAGGUCUCGUCGGGUCAGUUCCGGGUCCUCGGUCCGUAUCUGUCUGAGGAAGUUUUCAAAAAGUCCAACUCGGAGGAUUUGGCCGAGACUUACUUGUCGAAGAGUCCUGAGGAUUUUUUCAAGAAGAUAUCAACGUCGCCCGAGGACGAGAACAUCUCCACCAAGUUCGAGCUGCUGAACUUCUUGAUGGACUCCAAGGAUCGCACUCGACCGACGGAGGAGGACGAGGACGACGACGACGACGACGAGGAGGAUGACGCUGAGGGAGACUUGGAAGCUCUCUAUGAGCAGAAGGAGACCAGUUUGGGCGAUCUCAGCUCCAAGAGCUCGCAGAUCUCCAACGUUUCCGACAGCAGCGAAGAGUGCAACAUCAUCCUGACCAGUUCGCCGGAAACGUUGAAGUCAAGAACAGUCGACAUAGAAAGGACCGACAGCGGAGUCGGUUCCGAGAGCAGUCAGGCCAGCAGCACUCGCGGUGUCGCGAGACGCUGGAGAUCGGGCAACGUCUCCUCGGGGCCGGGGAGCCUCCUCGGCGGCAUCCCGCAGGUGAUCUCCGGCGCCACGAAGCUGUGCGAGGAUUGCGAGCAACGGCUGGACCCUCUGAUAACGGACAGCGGCGUGGUUUACGCGCCUUUCGUAUGCAGGAAGUGCUCGAAGAAGCGGGCUGAGCGGAAGGAGAUCAUCACGGAGAUUGUGGAGACCGAGCAGAAGUACGGGCGGGACCUGCAGAUCAUACUCGAGGAGUUCCACCGGCCUAUGCUGCGAGCGGGCCUCCUUACGUCGGAGCAGCUGUCGGCGAUCUUCCUCAACGUCGAGGAGCUGCUCGAGCACAACCUCGUGUUGGCUGAGAAGCUAAAGGACAGCGUGGAGAUCGCCCAGGUAUCCGGGGACGAGGAUCUUCUGACGGUGGACGUGGGCAAAAUCUUCCUCGAGUCGGAGAGAAUGCUUCACGCCUUCGAGAGCUACUGCACGCGCCAAGGUAGCGCCAGCCUGCUGCUGCAAAACUUGGAGAAGGAGAAGGAGCUCCUCCGAAUCUUCCUCAGGGUCUCCCAAAUGGAGAACACGGUCCUGCGGAGGAUGAAUCUAAACUCCUUUUUAAUGGUUCCUGUUCAAAGAGUCACAAAGUAUCCGUUGCUGCUGGCACGUUUGCUCAAGGCAACACCCUCCGUUCGACCAGACAUUCAAGAGGCGAAGAAGAGACUCAAGCAGGCUCAAACCAACAUCGAGUUACACUUGGAACACAUGAAUGCUGAAGCGAAGGAUGUUACGUCGACAAAGUUGUGGAGGAGAAUAUCGAUCAUCCAAAAUGGCAGACGGUCCAUCGGCGAACAGGAUAUGGUGAAUAUUAAGCUGAGAAAGAUGGCCGUUGAGAUCCUGGAAUGGGCUCACGAGGAGGCCAGGUUUGUUCUCGAAGGCCGCCUUCUGGUGGCGCAGCCGACUGACAAUAAUUGGAGGCGCGGUCGAACUGUCAAACUCGCGCCCGUCACUGCCAUGCUUGUUACUAACGGCAAGUCGAACGCCGAGUAUCUCGAAUUUAACGACGACUCGCUCUUUCCCAAGCAUAUAGACAUCAAGGAAGCUACCCUGCUCUUGGUAAAGGAGAAACUUGGACGGUAUUCCUUACUACGAGAGCCGUUGUAUCUCGACAAGUGCAUAGUGUGCUGUGAAACGGAUCUCGAGGAUUACUUUGAAAUACAGGAAUUGUCUUCCAAGGAGACAUUUAUAUUUAAGGCGGAGGACGGCGCGAGAACGAAAAGAUGGUGCCGAACGUUGCAGGCUCACGCGCAGUCACUUGGUGCUUGGCGCAAACGUCGGGGGGCACUUCCCAACAUCAUGAUCUGCGGCGUGGCGAGGAAUUAACGAAGGCUCGAUAUAGUUAUGCGUUAUGCGCGACGUGCCUGAUGCGCUUCCGACUCGAUGUCGAUGGAACGGGAUUUUGCCACGGAACGACACGCAAGGUCGCCCAGGCGAUCUCUAAGUACGAAUUCGUGUGCAUGAUCUCUGGAUGAAUUAGUAACGAUUUAUUGGGUAGAAAGAGAGGAAGGAGAGGAAGGAGAGAAAGAGAGAGAAAGAGAGAAAUACGCUGGACCAAAGGAUUUUUUCGGCUCGUCGACGCGCUCCCGUCGCUGACGAGUGACACGAAAGUCUAGUUCUUUACCGAAUAUCAAGGUAAACCAACUUGUGUUCGGUUACAGUGCGCAGCAGAGACUCGAGUUUCCUACGUCACUGUAAUUAAGAAUGGCGCAACAGCGUGUACGUGUACACCGCGAGAGCCGCGCAUACAAACUUCUAUCCGACAUCUGUCGAUUCCUAAACGAGUAACUCUAAGUACACAUACAUAAUAUAUAUGUUUGCAUACGUACGUAUAGGACUAUUUAAAAGUACACCUACGAUUAUACUCUGCUGAAAGAAAUGAAAACACGACGAGUAGCUGUGAUAUCGACCGGUGUAUUGGGGGUAUCCGUUUCCUUUUCGCAGAUUAUUACUUCGCGCGCGCGCGCGCGCGGAUGUUCCCGCCUCGUUGACUCUUCGCCAUGCGCGAGAGUCUUCUCGUCCGAUAUCGCGCAUUACGAAAACGAAGGUGAUAGGAUAAAUGUUUUGCUAGAUCCCGAGAUAAUGAGGUUCGCGGUAACGGUGAAUUCACGUAUGAAUCAGCAGCAUCGAGGAUAACAGGGUGCCGUGCCGCGUGUUGUGACUCCAUGCGCGCGAUCGACGCGAGCACUGAGAAUUCGUUAAACUAAGAACACUUACUUCUCCUCUCCCCUCCCCCGACCACUUCAGCAAUUACUCACCCACAGGAUGAUUAACAGUAUUUUAUUUUACUACGUCUAACACCCGCAAACUACGAAUUUUGUACAUUGUACGAUAUUUUUAUUUAAGCGCUAAGAGCUACACGUGUAUGUAUAUAAAUGUAUAUUUACAGAUGUCCUUCCAACAGUUCUCUAACCGGAAUUCAUUGUAACGAAUUAAUUUGCUCCAUUACGCAAUAGUUGCAAUUUAAUAAAAGUGAUGUAACGCG